This is a messenger RNA of Asparagus officinalis (garden asparagus), 359 nucleotides long. RefSeq names its product heavy metal-associated isoprenylated plant protein 47-like. Lineage: Eukaryota; Viridiplantae; Streptophyta; Magnoliopsida; Asparagales; Asparagaceae. The record is from RefSeq and is a predicted model, not a curated record. The transcript is spliced from 3 exons. The annotation marks the transcript as partial.
UCAUAUUCCACUUAAUUCCCACAUCUCAAUUCUCAAGGCAUAAAUUGAGUAACACCUACACCAGCAUCAUGGGCAAGCAAAAAAUUGAGAUCAAGGUCACAAUGGAAAAUGCAAAGAGGCGAACAAAAGCGCUCACGGUAGCCGUUGGGCAGCCUGGUGUCAUAUCUGCACAAGUAGAUGGAGAGAAAAUCGUGGUUAUCGGCGAUGGUAUCGACUCGGCGGCCCUAACGAUCAAGCUUAGAAAGAAGAUGUGCUUCGCAGAUUUGAUCAGUGCAUCUGCGGUCGAAGAGAAAAAAGAAGGGGAAAAAGAAGAGAAAAAAGAAGGGGAAAAAGAAGAGAAAAAAGAAGGGGAAAAAGAA